Messenger RNA from Gracilinanus agilis (Agile Gracile Mouse Opossum), 1251 nucleotides. RefSeq names its product enoyl-CoA hydratase 1 (gene ECH1). The record is from RefSeq and is a predicted model, not a curated record. The transcript has 10 exons. Gene Ontology annotation, molecular function: delta(3,5)-delta(2,4)-dienoyl-CoA isomerase activity. Gene Ontology annotation, cellular component: mitochondrion. Lineage: Eukaryota; Metazoa; Chordata; Mammalia; Didelphimorphia; Didelphidae. The coding region runs from base 92 to 1060 and encodes 322 amino acids.
UUACCCAAGAUGGCGGGCGUCACCAAAAUGGUGGCACCCUGCCCUCCCUAAAUACGGUGCUCCCCGCCCCACUUAACGCAUUUGGGUCAUCAUGGCAGCCGUGACCUCAGCGUCCCGCCGGCUCCGGAGCCAUCUGAUGCGGCGCCUGGCCACCAGCUACACCCCCCACCUCUGCCUCCGCCCAGUGAGCUCAUCCCAGGAGCUCGCUCAGUCCCAGUCCCAGGCUCAGGACCACAACUAUGAGUCCCUCAAAGUGACCCCAGUGGGGGACCACGUCCUCCACGUACAGAUGAACCGGCCAGAGAAGAGGAAUGCCAUGAACCGAGCAUUCUGGAGGGAGAUGGUGGAAUGUUUCAACAAGAUUGCCCAGGAUUCCAACUGCAGGGCUGUGGUGUUCUCAGGGGCUGGAAAGAUGUUCACGUCAGGGAUUGACCUUAUGGAUAUGGCGGGAGACCUCCAGCCAGAAGGGGACGACCCAGCCCGGGUCAGCUGGAAGUUACGGCACUUGAUCAGCAAGUACCAGGAGACCUUCACUGUCCUUGAGAAGUGCCCCAAGCCCGUCAUUGCUGCUAUCCAUGGUGGUUGCAUUGGGGGAGGAGUGGACCUCAUCUCAGCCUGUGACAUCCGAUACUGUGCCCAGGACGCCUGGUUCCAGGUGAAGGAGGUGGACAUUGGUCUGGCUGCUGAUGUGGGGACACUACAGCGUCUGCCCAGGAUUAUAGGGAACCAGAGCCUGGUGAACGAGUUGGCCUUCACUGCUCGAAAGAUGAUGGCCGAUGAGGCUCUAAGCAGCGGUCUGGUCAGCCGAGUGUUACAGGACCACGAGUCCCUCCUGGCCACAGCCUUUGCUCUGGCCGCUGAGAUCUCCACUAAGAGCCCUUUGGCCGUGCAGGGCUCCAAGAUCAACCUGCUCUACUCCCGGGACCACACCGUGAAGGAAGGCCUCAACUUCAUGGCCACCUGGAACAUGAGCAUGCUGCAGACGCAGGACAUCGUCAAGUCCGUGGAGGCCGCUUUCCAGAAGAAGGACCUGAAGAGCGUGACCUUCUCCAAGCUGUGAAUGUCUCCUGCCCCUCUGACCUCUGGAGGAGGCCGGCCCCUCCGGGCAGGGGCCGCUCGCCCAGCCUUCAGCCUCUGCCCGGCCCCCUCCUCAGCCCCGGCCCCCUGCUCUGCUGGCGGGGAGGGGUGUGCGCCCGUGUGGUGGGGCGGGGGGGCGGCCUAUCUCAGUAAUAAAAUCAUUCUAAGAAGCCA